AUGCCCUCAACCCGCCCACCCUACCAAGCCCUCGACGUAACCAACGCCAACGAAACAGACAUGGAUCCCGGACGCCUGGAAGACAGAAUCACCUCUGAGCCUGAGCACGACACGUCCCAGACACGCAGCGCAGCGGACUUCAUGCAUGGCGCCAUGCUAGGAAACCCAAAUACCUUCCCUGAGGUCGGCAGCGGGCAGUCCCAGCCUAGGGGUACGAAUCGGUCGGAUCAUGAUGCCUUCGCUGCCGUCGAGGGUUACCUGCAAUUGAAACGGCCAACGAAUGAGGCAAGGGAAGGAUUGAACUACCAGGAUUACAUGAACUGGCGUCUCAAUCAUAAUAAUUUCUAG
Aspergillus mulundensis is the source of this 348-nucleotide messenger RNA. RefSeq lists its product as uncharacterized. Lineage: Eukaryota; Fungi; Ascomycota; Eurotiomycetes; Eurotiales; Aspergillaceae. The record is from RefSeq and is a predicted model, not a curated record. The coding region runs from base 1 to 348 and encodes 115 amino acids. The transcript has a single exon.